UUGUCCUAGCUGUCAAAGUCAAAAUAUAAAAUGUCAGUUAUAACAGGUGGUAUUGCGAAUUUGGGAAUUAUUUGUAUUUUGUCAUACAAAAACGGGCCUUAAAGCUUUUGUAUACAUUCUGAGACAUCAAAUGUGACCGAGCACAAAAUGCCGCGAGUGAAAAUAGAUUAUGUUGUCAGUUUCAGCAGCGAGGAUCCCGAGCACCCGGCCAGCAACCUGCUGCUCCGCGAGGUCAGCAAGAAGAAGUGGCUGUGUGCGAAGGGACAGACCACCUGCUCCGUGGUGCUGCAGCUGCCCAGAGCUGUCCAGAUAUCAGCAGUUCACGUUGGUGCCUACCAUGCUGCCCUGGUGGAGGUGCUGGUCGGCCGCUCCGAGACGCCCAGCGAACCAUUCCAGGUGCUGGUGCCGAGCAGCGUGUUCGUGUCGCGCGAGGAGUCGCGCGGCGCCGCGCCCGUGCCGCGCGUGCGCUCCUUCCGCGACCAGCAGCUCGGCCCCGCCCGCCUGCAGCGCUGGGACCGUCUGCGCCUCGUGUGCUCGCAGCCCUACGCCAAGCACUGCCAGUUCGGCUUGUCGUUCGUGCACGUGGACGAGAGCGAGGCCGCGGCGGGCAGCGCGGUGCCGCCGCGCGUGCUGGCGCUCGACACCUACUCGUCGUCGGACGAUGACGACUUCCGGCCCGGCGAGCUGUUCGCGCAACAUUGCGCACGCGCACAACUGCCUGCAAACGACACUGGAGCUCAAAUAAGGCAAGCAACAUCUCAAGCACUGAAAAAUAUCUCACAUUCAUCAACCAAACUCAUGAAAGCUCACAUCAGCAAGCCAGCGGUAAAGCGCUCGGGCGGGCCGGGCGCCGAGGGCGGCACUGCCCGCGACCGCGACUCGCUGCUGUACGACCUCGCUGACCGCCAGCCGCCCGCGCGGUCCAAGCACUUCGACGCCUCCGCGCCCGCGCCGUCACAGCGGGACGACCGGCCGUCAUCCGCGCCGUCACAGCGGGACGACCGGCUGUCACCCAAGCGGUCACACCGAGAAGACCGGCCGUCACCCGCGCGGUCACGCCGAGAAGACCGGCCGUCACCCUCGCUGUCACAACGAGAAGACCGGCCGUCACUACGUGACUCUAUGGCCGCGCCAUCGGCCGGUGACAACCGCUCGCUGCCUGCUAGAAAGAAGCUGAGCGAUCCACAUGAAACUAUUGAGACAUCCACAGGUGCUUUAGAUAGUAGAUGGACAACAAAAACAAAUUGUGACAAAAACGAUAGUCAGGCAAAGAAACGCAGGAGAUCCGACAGCCAGGAACAAACAGGCGACAGCGAGCCGCCGCCGCACGAGCUGCUGCGCGGCGCCGUGCUCGUGCUGUCGGGCUACGCCAACCCCGCGCGGGCCCACGUGCGCCGCGCCGCGCUGGCGCUGGGGGCCCGUCUGCGCCCCGACUGGGGGCCCGGCUGCACGCACCUCAUAUGCGCGUUCCCCAACACGCCGAAGUUGCGCGCGGUGCGAGCGGCGGGCGGCGCCGUGCCCGUCGCCACCGCCGACUGGCUGCACGAGUGUGUGCGGCGCCGCCGCCUGCUGCCCUGGACCUGGUACGCCACCGAGCCGCAGCACCGCACCGCACCCACGGCCGAGGACCUACUCGACGACCCACCAGCGACAUAUUCAGAACACGAUUCUGCGGAAGACACGGACGACGAAAUAGAAAAAGUACUUCAAGAUCAGAAAACGCGCCGACUCACUGAAUCAAAACCGGACAAAAGUAUAGAAGCACGCGCCGACAGCGACGGAGCGGAGUCGGAGUCCUACGACGCCAGCACCGACGAGGAGGCGGCGGCGCCGGGCGGCGCGGCGGGCGGCGCGCUGCCCGACAUGUUCGCGGGGCGGCGCUUCCUCGUGUGCGCCGCGCCCGCGCCGCGGCGCCGCCUGGCGCGCUACGUGCGCGCGCACGGGGGGCUGCUGCUGGCGGCGCAGGACGUGGCGGCGGGCCGCGACGUGGACUACGUGCUGCGCGGCGCGGGCGCGGGGGCGGUGCCGGCGGGGGCGGGGGGGGCGCGGGUGUCGGCGCGGUGGCUGGCGCGGUGCGUGUCGGCGCGGGCGCUGCUGCCGGCUGAUACAUAACAAAUAAAAUACUUUCAUAACAA
Messenger RNA from Helicoverpa armigera (cotton bollworm), 2135 nucleotides. RefSeq names its product DNA repair protein XRCC1 (gene XRCC1). Gene Ontology annotation, cellular component: nucleus. Gene Ontology annotation, molecular function: damaged DNA binding. Lineage: Eukaryota; Metazoa; Arthropoda; Insecta; Lepidoptera; Noctuidae. The record is from RefSeq and is a predicted model, not a curated record. Bases 148 to 2112 code for a protein of 654 amino acids. The transcript is spliced from 8 exons. Gene Ontology annotation, biological process: single strand break repair; base-excision repair.